AAUACAUGUGUAUGUCGGUCAUCGUGUUGGUCUGGAGCGCCACAGCCGCCGCUCCGCAUUACAGCACCCUCUCGUCGACACUCCCGCCCUCGACCCCUCCUCUUGCGCCCUCCUCCGACCGCAACGUCCAGUCCGCGCCUCCUCCUGCCUUCGCCUCGGCUCCUGGCGCCCGUUUCGAGUACGUCUGGAGUGAAGGCUUCCUCGGCGCAGGCGGUGACGUCGAGCCGGCCGCAGUCUUGCCGGUUCGCGAGGCGCUGGAGCGGUGUAGCGCCAAUUCAGCCUGCCGCGGCGUCUCGUUCCGAGGCUCCAACGCCACCAGCGGCUCCGUGCGCGCCUACUUCAAGAUUGGGGACGCCGUCAGCGGCUCGCCCGGCUGGUCGACCAUGCUGAAGUCCGCGCCAGUCACGCCUCCCGCGGCCACCCUGCCGGUCGGCGGCUCCUCGCGCCUCUCCCUCCGCCUUCGGCGCGACUACUUCUCGGUGCAGAACCUGUCCCGCACGGGCGAGGACUGGUCCUUCUCGCGCCCUCUGGACGGCAGCUCGACCCUGCCGCUGUGUGCCCAUCUCGGAGACCUCACCAUUCGCCUCCGAAGCGGCGGCGGAGGCGGUGACGGCGGCGGAGGCGGCGGAGGCGGCGGCGGCGGCGGCGGCGGAGGAGGAGGCGGAGGCGGAGGCGGAGGAGGAGGAGGCGCUACUCCUUGGCUGGCACUCUCCACCAUCGCCCUUGCCGCACCGGCCACACCGCUGGUUGCGGCGGCGGGGGCGCCGGCGCCGGGCGGCGGCACCGUGCUGGCGGCGCAAGAGGUGAGUGCUAUGCUCAAGGCUUCGGCGCCGGCCGACGCCCUCUCUCUCAACUCCGCCAACUCCGCCGCCGCCGCCGGCUUGCGGGUGGUGCGGUCGUACGAGCGGUCUGCGGACGGCGCGGCCCUCGUGCUGCGCUUCAACCUGACCAACGGCGGGCGGUCGCCGGUCGAGGUCGGCGCGGUCGGGCUUGCAAUGCCGGAGAGCCCCGGCCACCCUCCCGCCGGCAUCGAGUCGGCGACACUCCUUGUCACUCCCGCCGACCGCAUCAGCAGCCCGCUCGAGGCGUGGAGGCCGAUGAUGGAGGAUUUGGGCGGCGGAGACGCGUACGAGUGGGCUGCCCAUAUCUCCCCAUAUCUCCCCAUAUCUCCCGCCCCGAGGGCCAACAACACGCAGUGGCCUCACCUCGCCAUGUCGGACUCGCUCAAGCAGCAGUACCCCCCCUUCGCCACGGACCCAGAGACGCCGUGGCCGACCACCGACGGCAAGCGCGCGAUGCCGCGGCUCGCCGCUUCCGGCGGCGGCGCGGCGCGUCCGUGGGUCGACCCGACGACUCUCCUGCUCCGGCCGGGCGAGACCUCCUCCAUCGCCCUCCGCCUCCAGCUGGCCGAGGCCGGCCCGCGCACGCGCGACGCCGCCCUCGCCAAGAUGGGCUCCGCCGUGCUGCGCGCCGUGCCAGGGUACGUCCUCUCGCCGCACCUGCCCGGCACGCUCUUCGUUCAGCCGCCGGCCGGAGCGACCGUCUCGUCCGCCCGCGCCGACCCUCCCUCCGGCGCCGACACCGCCACCCUCGAUGCCACGCUGCGUGCGCCCCUCCCCAGCGGCUUCGUCCCCGUCCGCCUGACUGCGGCGGGCUACGGUGAGGCGCGGCUCCGCGUCGCCUUCUCCGACGGCUCAGAGGCGCUCGCGCACUACUACGUCCUGCCGCCGUUUGAGCGCCAAGUCGCCGCGCUCGGCGCCCACCUCGCCGAUGUGGCGUGGCUGCCGCGCGAGUACCCGGACCCGUUCGGCCGGUCCGCCUCCGUGAUGCCAUGGGACCGCUCGAUCUGCCCCUACUCUGGAGAGCCGUGCGGCCACGUCCUCAACGACGCGCGCGCGUACGACGCGGGCCUCUCGGACGACGCCGGGGGGGGCAACCCGCUCUGCCUCGCCGCGAAAGUGCGCGCGGCGCCGACGGCGCACGAGGCGUCCCGCGUCGACGAGUACAUCCGCUGGACGCUGUACGGUGUCAAGCCCGACACGGCGUCGCCUCCGCUCAAGUCGCUGCAGAUCCGGGAGGAGGAGGUGGCGGCGGGGGAGGCGGACGCGGAGUCCGAGGAUGGGGUGCGGAUGACGAUGUUUUACUACAACUGCAGCGGCCCAAAGGGGGCGCCCCCCUGCUCCGACGCGAGCAGCGGGCACUUCGCGUACUCCGAGGCGGACAAGUGCCACAAGCCGUUCGGGGGGGCGGACAAGUGCCACAAGCCGUUCGGGGGGCCAACCUGGUGCAUGACCGAGACCAUGGCGAAUGCAACCUACCGCGGCUUCAACUACCCGCACCAGAUCUCCUCCUACUGGGCGAUGUACCACGUGGCGCGCCACACCACCCUCCCCACGGCGCGCGACUGGCACUGGUACCUCUACCGCGCCGGCAAGACGGCGCUCAAGCUGGGCACCUCAAACGUCGGCUUCAUGGACGGAACCGUGGCGCGCGAGGUGCUGGCCGCCCUGCUAGUCGAGGGCGAAGCCGGAAACACGACGCUCGCUGCCAUCGGGGCGCAGCUGCGCGGGCAGAUGCAGCGGCGGCAGCAGCGGUGGGCCGUCACGCCGCACCCUUAUGGCUCCGAGUUUGGCUUCGACACCACCGGCCAGGAAGAGGUGGUGGUGUGGAACCUGUACUUUGGGAACGAGACCGCCGCAAAGCUCACUGUCGAUCACGUCCUCUCCUACAUGCGCUCGUCGCCCACCUGGCCCUACCACGGCGGCGCGCGCUCGUGGGGCGACGUCGGCAACAACGGCAAGCACUACCGCGCGGGCCUAAACAUGAUCCCCCUGAUCGAGUGGUACCGCCGCCACCCUGAGGAAGGCGCCUUCCUCCUCGAGGUGGCGAUGGGGGCCAUGGCAGGCCAGCUCGUCGACAUCGGCCCCGCCACCGGCUGCCAGCUCGUCAACAUCGACCCCGCCACCGGCUGCCAGCUCGUCAACAUCGGCCCCGCCACCGGCUGCCAGCUCGUCAACAUCGGCCCCGCCACCGGCUGCCAGCUCGUCAACAUCGGCCCCGCCACCGGCUGCCAGCUCGUCAACAUCGGCCCCGCCACCGGCUGCCAGCUCGUCAACAUCGAUCCCGCCACCGGCGCGACGUCAAUGAUGUACCACGCUUCGCCGCACAUGCGCGCCUUCGACCCGCACUCUGGCGACUACGGCCUCGGAUUCUUCGGCAACGCGCUCGAGACGGGCGCGUACUACGUCGUCGACGCUGCCCUCGGCCCGCUUUGCUUCUUGUGCGUCGCGACGCCGCAAGAGGGCGGCGGUGGAGGGGGAGGAGGCGUGGCGAUGGCGAUGCAAGAGGGCGGCGGUGGAGGGGGAGGAGGCGUGGCGAUUGAGCCACGCGACGCGUACCGCAUCUCCGCCUACCUCGAGCCGCUCGGCCUCUACGUCCAGAGCGAGUGCGGCCGCUUCUCCCGCCUCGCCUAUGACGGGCGCCAGUCAGUGGCUGACGAAGCGCCACUCAUCGCUGCUUUCGCGCGCCUGCUCCACAGAGGGCUCCUGCGGCUCUCCCUCGUCGCGUGA
This is a messenger RNA of Emiliania huxleyi CCMP1516, 3569 nucleotides long. RefSeq lists its product as hypothetical. The record is from RefSeq and is a predicted model, not a curated record. The transcript is spliced from 18 exons. NCBI's taxonomy places the organism in Eukaryota, Haptophyta, Isochrysidales, Noelaerhabdaceae. Bases 6 to 3569 code for a protein of 1187 amino acids.